Messenger RNA from Xenopus laevis (African clawed frog), 824 nucleotides. Its product is annotated as synapse differentiation-inducing gene protein 1-like. The coding region runs from base 252 to 677 and encodes 141 amino acids. The record is from RefSeq and is a predicted model, not a curated record. The transcript is spliced from 2 exons. NCBI's taxonomy places the organism in Eukaryota, Metazoa, Chordata, Amphibia, Anura, Pipidae.
UGCAGCGAAUCCUAAAAAAGCUUUUGGGAUCUGAGGAAGCAUUGAGCGUUUUAUAGGUCAGUUUACCUUUACUCCUAUAGACUCUUAAACCUGCGCAUUUUUAUGGUAACGCUCUGGAGCUUCAAUUCCAUCCUCCUCUCACUCAGGCGCCAUAUUCAAUAUUUUCAAUAAUUGAUCAAUUUGCUGAUACAAGAAGAGAAAUCAGUUUGAAGGAAUCCAUUGAAGAAAGUCUCCACCACUCAGUGCCAAAUAUGAAUUAUCAAGAUGAAUAUCCUAAAAUGAUUCCAACGGGAGAUUAUUCUGAUGAUCCCCCACUUUACACAAAUUCAGGACCCACUGCUCAUUUUAUUCAGCCCCCCUCAGCUUCUCAACAUGCCGUUGUCAUGAACAUCCAGCCAGUUGGGCGUAGCUACAAGGAUUAUUUGGGAUGCUCCAUUGUCAACCUCAUCUGCUGCUGCCUGCCCAUUGGCAUCGCUGCCCUUAUCUUCUCAUUCAAGACCAGAGAAGAUAUAAUUCGAGGUGACAUGGUCUCUGCCGAUAGUGAUUCCCGCAUGGCGCUCAUCCUAAACAUGGUGGCACUGGGAGUGGGGCUGCUUCUAAAUGUCUUGUCCAUCUCUAUUUUCAUUUAUUAUAUCAUUCAAUAUAAUUACAUUCAGUCUCUCUAUGGACAGGGUUAAUGGACUCACAGCAGAGGAUUCUGGGAAACACACAUUUGGUUUAAUGUCAUAUCUUAUAGGCCAUUAUUUUCAGCCGGAUGCUGUCGAACUUCAACCCUCAGAACCAAUGACAGUGGAAAUCAGCCCUUUUAUUUCCCACCACCAGAG